This is a messenger RNA of Ipomoea nil (Japanese morning glory), 786 nucleotides long. RefSeq lists its product as uncharacterized. The transcript has a single exon. Lineage: Eukaryota; Viridiplantae; Streptophyta; Magnoliopsida; Solanales; Convolvulaceae. The coding region runs from base 1 to 786 and encodes 261 amino acids. The record is from RefSeq and is a predicted model, not a curated record.
AUGUCUGAUUUGUUGAAUCGAGCUGGUAUGGUUGACUGCAAACCACUAGCCACACCUGCAUCGACCACACAAGCAGUUACUCCGUCUGAUGAACCAUUCGAUAAUCCCACACAGUAUCGUCGGAUUGUUGGGGCUUUACAGUACCUUACUAUUACUCGUCUGGAUCUGUGCUACGCAGUGAAUCGCUCGUGUCAGUUUAUGCAUACUCUGACGGUUGAACACUGGGCCAUGGUCAAGCGGGUAUUACGGUAUAUCAAAGGCACCUUGGAUUAUGGGCUCCGUCUCAGCUGCUCUCCUACUGCUUCUAUUCACGCCUACUCCAACUCCGACUGGGCUGGUUGUCUGAUUGAUUGGAAGAGCACUAGCGGGUAUGCGGUGUUUUUUCGGACCAAUCUCAUCUUCUGGCUGUCGCGGAAACAACGGACAGUGGCUCGCUCUUCGACUAAAGCAGAGUAUAAAGCCUUAGCUGAUGUUGCUGCUGAGGUUACUUGGGUUGUAUCUCUCCUCCGUGAGCUUGGUCUACACACUGGGCAGCCUUCUACUCUAUGGUGUGAUAAUUUAGGGGCAACAUAUCUAUGUGCUAAUCCAGUUUUUCACGCCAGGACGAAGCAUGUUGAAAUCAACUACCACUUCGUUCGUGAUAAGGUUGCCAGCGGGGAAUUUGUGGUCAAUUUGGUUUCGACCAAAGAUCAGCUAGCCGAUGUCUUCACCAAGCCUCUUCCAGGACCCAAGUUUAUAGCUCUCCGAGACAAGCUCAACGUUGUGUCUCUAACAUCGUGUGCUUGA